CGCUAUGGAACGCACGCGGCGUCCACUCCGCGUCUCUUGCGUGUCUCGCGAACGUGUUUACUAAACUUUUUUAACUAAGAGAUUAAUAUCAUCAGGUUAUCAAGAGACAAAUGAAAGUGAAAUUGGAGUUUUAAAAAUGAUAGCAACAAAAAAACAAGACAAUGACAUUACGCCGCUGUGACAGUUUACCCGGCCGGCUUCGGGAGGCCCCAGUUUCGCUUGAUUCCAUACCAGCAUCACCACCCAAAGCAAAACUACCAGACUCCAGCACCGAUCCCGAUUUUAACGACCCACCGAAACUAGAAGAAGUUAUAGCAACAUGGAAGUCACUUUAUACAGACGUUGAAAAAAUAACUAAUGGCUUACCGAAUAAUAUUGAAUCGUGUAAUGGCAAAGCAAUCAACAGAGAAACUGUUACUCAUAAUGUCGUGUCAGAAUCUGGGUCUAGUAAGAACGAAACACGGAGAAAACUUGUUUUUGAUAAAUCAAACGCUUGUAACGCAAAAGACAGCAAUGCGAACAACUCAGUACAUACCGAUGCGGUUCAAACGAAUCCAGUAUACGGUACGAGUAAGCAACGGAGAAAGACUUUAUUGGAACGCCUUCUCUCCUGGCGAACUUCGGAGUGCAACUGUCGUGAAAAGUUCACACCAAAACGGCCCACGCCUAGGCUAACAGCUGAAGAAUUGUUAUGUACAUGUGGUGUUUCUCGAGUUAAUUUCCAACAACGACAGAAUAAGUAUGCGGAACGAGGUCGCUCUAAAAGUGUUGGCUACGAAGCAGCUCGUGAAGUGACUCAAUUUCGUCGGUGUGCUAGUGCGGGUGCUACAGUGGGCAUUGAAACGGCAGCUGCAUUACGUGCGCGAGCAGCUCUGACGCUAGCUCGUCGCUACUACCCUGAAGGUGGUUGGGGUUGGACGAUCACGGUCGUUGGGACAUUGGUGCAAAUAAUCACACACGGAUUGCAACUCGGCGGGGGCACGGGAGCUGUGGCCUGCACUGCCGCUGUCAAGUAUCGUGUUCCGCCGCUUUACAGUUACGGUUGCCUGGGGGCGCUAUCAGUGGGCGUGGCGCUUGCGUUGUCACCGGUGUCGGUCGCGUUGUGUGUGCGCAAAUCGACGCGUGUGACGGCCGUCGUGGGCGGCCUGGUCGCAGCCCUCGGAUGCCUAUUCACGUCCUUCGCGACUCAGUUCCAUCAGCUCUUCUUCAGCUAUGGGACUGUGGUAGGUGUAGGCGUGGGUUUGACUCGAGACUGCUCAACGCUGAUGGUGGCACAGUACUUCAAACGGCGCCGCGAGCUCGUCGAGAUCUUCAUAGUCAGCGGAAGUGGCCUCGGCAUCGCCGUCAUGUCCACAUUCAUCAAAGGCGCUAUAAGAGCAAUAGGAUGGAGACUAGGACUUCAGGCAGUAACAGGAGUUGUCUUCGUUACUUUCAUCCUCGGGACCUUUUACCGGUCUGCAUCUCUAUACCAUCCUCAACGACGUGCCAUAUUGCAUCUUAAGAAUCAGAACAAAAUCAAAAGGAAAAUGAAAGACAAGAACAAGUCGGAUGAUCGACAACCCUUCUUCGAUUUUUCCACGCUGAGAUCAAAGACUGUAAGGAUCCUACUGAUGUCUACUGGUAUAUCGGCGUUCGGGAUCAACACUCCGAUAUUUUACUUAGCUUAUCAUGCUGAAGAAGAAGGAUUGGGUGACACCGCAGGCUUGUUACAAGCGUACCUCGGGUUAGCAUGGGCGGUGGGGUGUGCAGCAUUCGGCCUGCUGGUACGUCAGAAGUCAGCUGAAUGCCGCAUAGCACGGCAAUACCUCACGCAGGCUGCGGUUUUCGUGUGUGGACUGGCCACUAUGGCACUGACCGCGGUCGAGGGCUCAUAUAGUGGAUACGUGAUGUUUGCUUGGGUCUAUGGUAUAUUCUGCGGAGGCUACCACUACUCUCUGAAGAUGUACACCUAUGAAAGGGUACGUUCACGUAACUUCGCCAGGACGUGGGGCUUCGUGCAGUGCUCGCAAGCUGUACCUAUAGCAAUAGGAGUACCCCUGUCAGGGUACAUAAACGUGGGUUGCGGCAGUAAGGCUGGCUAUUACUUCAGCUCGACUUGCUCACUAUUAGGGUCGCUGUCUCUUUUCUGCAUUGACCUGCACCGCCGCAGCGUCGCGCACAAACACACCAAAGAAAAUGGCGGUACUUGUGAGUCAGCUUGCGGCCAGUCCCGUCGCAGUCGCAGCAGGGACCGGGAGCCGCGGACGGCCGCAGGCGCCGCCACCGCCUUAGUUCUAGGAGCAGAAUUAGUAGCGCCGGGAAGGGCGGGUCGUGACCUCCUGCUGGACAGCAUUGGACCUGGCAGCCUCGGGUCCCCGCCUGCCAAGCUGCCGCCGGAGCUGACCUGUAUCAGCGAAGAAGGAGGUCUCGACUUGGACCUGGAUCUAGAUAUACCAGAACAUCUUCUAGAAGACUUGGAUUGUGGUGGUGAUUGUAUCACUAGUUGUAAUAAGGUGGAGAAUUAUCUAGUGCUGAGCGAAUACGAGAACAAUUUGAUAGCUGAGUUACCAAAUUUGAACGAGCGUCGCGGCCGUCGCUGGUCUAUCGUGGUCGGUAACUCCUCACCGCCCGCCGCGCCCGACAACCAAACCACACCUGAACAUAGGAACUCUAUCAAAUGGAAGAAAAAGUGCCAUAACUCAAACAACAGACUGAUAACAGUGAUAAACGAGGCGUCCUUAUAAACUUGUAGUGAAAUGACGACGAGACAAUAAGUAGUAUAAAUUGGUUAAUGUACCUACGACCUAUUUAACCUCAUAAUUUAUUUGAUGUGUGUGGAUAGUAGCGACAAUUGUGUAAUGCUCUAUAUAAGUUAUUAAAUUAU
Papilio xuthus (Asian swallowtail) is the source of this 2863-nucleotide messenger RNA. RefSeq names its product monocarboxylate transporter 10. NCBI's taxonomy places the organism in Eukaryota, Metazoa, Arthropoda, Insecta, Lepidoptera, Papilionidae. The transcript is spliced from 12 exons. Gene Ontology annotation, molecular function: transmembrane transporter activity. Bases 162 to 2723 code for a protein of 853 amino acids. The record is from RefSeq and is a predicted model, not a curated record. Gene Ontology annotation, biological process: transmembrane transport.